AUGGCUCUAGCCAUCAGCACAUUUUAUCAACAAGUCCUGAGAUAUCAAACCGUCUAUCCAUAUACCAAGGAUGCUUCGCUACCAGUAGCACAAUACAUGAAUGGCUCGGACUAUGCGCAGAUCGGGCACGAGGGAAGUACAUCUGGCAUUGAUUCUUCGUUGCUAGCUGCCCCCUACGUCGCACUCUUCAAUCCUCUCAAUACCACAUUCUCAGCAACAACCUUGACACAUUGCAGUUCCAGCAAUUGCACAUUUGAGCCAUAUCAGACUCUGGGUAUUUGCAACACCUGCAAGGACCUGAGUUCUACCCUCACGUCUACAAAGAUUCACAUGGAUCCCCAUGACAAUCCAAUCACUGCUUACAAAACCAACUACCAUACACUUUCCAAUGGCUUUGGCCUUACUGGCAUACAGCCCGGCGAUUGGAUCAACCAAGUCGACUUCGCAACCACCCUCGGCAUGUUGAAUAUCACAACCAACCCGAUUGCAGAUUUGGACUCCAUUGCAUUUACCCAAAAUGGCUCGAAGCUCCUCAACAUAUUCGCAGUGGGCGCAGCACCAGCCACCAUCCCAGAACAACCAGACUCGAACUACUCAGCCAGCUACAUGACCAAGCCUCUCGCCCAACCAGUUGCGUUCGAGUGCCUCCUCCAAUUCUGCGUUCGCAACAUGCGCGCCGAUUUCACAAAUGGAACCUUAUACGAAACCGAGAUCUCGACUUGGACUGAUCAGACUCAGCCUGUGCCUACGUCCAAUUUGGACAUUGUACUCCAACCGCCAGGUUCUUCAACCACAUUCGUCGCGACCAAGGAGGCGAUCGAUGGAACGAACACCUGGCUGUCUUCUCUCCUAAUUGGAUACGCGACCAUCGAUGCCCGUCGCGGCCACAUUGAAUCUCCCGCGUACUCUUCAGUCCUGACUCAACCCUUGUUCUCGGCAAUGAAUACCACGGUAACGGGGUUUCCAGAUAUGAUGGAUAAUCUAGCACACAGCCUGUCACUGAGUCUCCGACAGAUCAAGUAUCAACCUGUCGUUCAUGGAAAGGCUUUUUCAUCGACCACCGCCGCCGUUGUGACGUGGGCAUGGCUGACCCUGCCACUGUUCGAGCUCGCUGCCAGCCUGAUAUUCCUCAUCAUCGUCAUGAUGAAAACCAAUAAGGAAGGAUUGUCUCCAUGGAGCAAUAACAUUCUUGCAUAUCUGUUCCACGGUCUGAGUGAGCGACCUUCCAACCGACGUGUCGAGGAAAGUCAGGGCGAUAUGGAAGAUUCGGCCCGCGGGCUGCUAGUAGAAUUUCAGCGCCAUGAAAACGGUGGCGGGUUGACACUUGCAAACCCAAAAGACUAG
Penicillium brevicompactum is the source of this 1344-nucleotide messenger RNA. RefSeq lists its product as uncharacterized. NCBI's taxonomy places the organism in Eukaryota, Fungi, Ascomycota, Eurotiomycetes, Eurotiales, Aspergillaceae. The coding region runs from base 1 to 1344 and encodes 447 amino acids. The record is from RefSeq and is a predicted model, not a curated record. The transcript has a single exon.